Molecule: messenger RNA, 4489 nt
Organism: Saprolegnia diclina VS20
Lineage: Eukaryota; Oomycota; Saprolegniomycetes; Saprolegniales; Saprolegniaceae
Exons: 11
Coding region: 158-3982 (1274 amino acids)
Molecular function (GO): calcium ion binding
Source: RefSeq, a predicted model, not a curated record
CAGAAAUAUCGUAGUCGAAAUGAACUUCGUUGGCAACCAAAGGACAUGAAGAGCAUGGAACGGGCGCCAAAGUGAUGUUAACGGCAGCGCCUGAACACGGUCGCGCUCUUCCCGAGAGCUUCCGUUCUCUUGACGAGAUCAAGUCUUCAAGGUUGGCAUGCGUUUCGCUGCAGUUGGGAUUCCCAGAAACGGCGGAGUCAAAAUGCACGGGCGCCAGCAGCCCUCGCCCAAGAAGCCCCGCGCGCCGGGACUCCGACGCACAACAACCGCGUCCAACAGCACGUCGCCGCGGGCGGUGGCCAAGCCGGCGCCCGACACGCUGCGACGCGACAACAACCAAGAGCGGACGGGGGGCAUGGAGCCGUUCAAGGUCAACCCCAUCUUGGAGGCGACGCAGCCAAACAAAUACAGACGCAAGCGCACCGACCUAAAGCCGCUGGCGGGCGGCGCCGUGCACCCCAUCAUCCAAACGAGUUUGGAGGCGGACCGGCUGGACCAGCGCCUCUCGAGCAUCAAGCUGCAGAUCGAUCACGUACUGCUCGGCGGCCACCUGGCAGAAGAGCCGUCGCCAUGCAAGCCCAUCGUCGACACCCGGCCCAUGACGACCGAGCCGUCGCCUGUCUCGUUCAAGUCGACGCUGCUACCGUCUGCGAACGCGCCAGGUCGCGAGAUUCUGCAGGCGCAGCGAUAUCUCUGCGCCGACGCCGAGGUCGAGCACUGGCUCCAGACGUACGAGGCGGAGAAAGGCCAGUUUACGUCGUUUGCGCUCUUCACCGAGUACAAGCUCGACCAGCUCACAAACUUCACGGCCGAGGCCGGUCGGCCGAAUGUCAUUGAGACAGCCGCUUGCUUUGCGGCCCUGUACAAAAUGCCAGGCAUCCUCGGCAGCUACAAGUCGCUUUUGCAGAAGAUUGUGAUCGGUCUCGAGUACAGCAUCUACGGCUCGUCGCACUUUGGCGCCAAGAUGGACGGGCUGCACUUUCACAUGGCCCAAGCGUCCGAGGCAGCGCCCAGCGCGAUCGGCGACGUUGUGCGGUCCUUCUACCAGCGCAAGCCCUUCUUCGUGCAGCUCCGAGAGCUCGAGCACGAUCAGGCGCUGACGUCGCACCUCGGGCUGCCCCGACGCACCACUGUGCGCAACCUCACGGACGCUGACAAAGUCCGCGUGCUCGAAGUGUGCUCGGCAGACCUUAUUGAACGCGGCUUGCAACGGUUCCCCGACGACAUCCGCAAAGCUCUCGGGCGCAAGCUCGCUGGCCAAUCCCGCCACGAGCCUUCGGACGCGUCGUCGUCGACGCCGUCGCAGAUUUGCCGCCAGAUCCUAGCGCUCGCCAAGGUGCUCGACACCGACACGAAGGGCAUCGUCGUGGCGGGUCUCCUCGAUGAGCUCAGUCUUGUCGAGCGCACAGAGGCCAUUCUCAACACCCUCGGGCCGGAAGGCGAAGCGCUCGUCCUCGCCAACAUCCUCGGGCGCGACGAGGCGCAGCUCGCGCGGAUCCGCGACUCGCUCGUGUUUGUGGCCGACCCCAUGUGUCUCGUGCACAUGUACUUUUGCAGCUCGCCCGGCUGCCGCGCCGGCUUCUUGGAGGUCGCCCUCGGUGCUCGCCACGAAUACGACUUCCUCAACGACCUCAUGUCGGCGCUCUCGCCGGACCAGCGCCGCCAGCUCGCCGAGGCGACGACUCCGCGCCCCGUGUCCGCGACCAUGCUCACGCCGCGCCGCCUGCACGAGGCGCUGACGGCGUUGGCAGCGUCCCCGACGCCGUUUGCGCCGCUGGAGCAAAAGGCGCUCUUCCACGACGUGUGCAAGCUGCUCCAGACGUGGACAACCUCCGAGCACAUCAAUCUUGAGCACUUUGUCAUUGACGCCGUCUACUCCUCGAUCGUGUCGCGCGACGGGAAGCUGCGGCUUCUCAAGACGCUCCUUAAGGGCGACGGCGCCAAGACGAUUGUCGCCGACUACCUCGGGUCGCUCUCGCUCGCGGACCGUCUCGCGCUGGACGCCCAUAGCCUCUUUCUCCUUGAGCCGUUCAAGAAACACGUGGCGGGAAUGACCAACGAAAUGCGACUCAACGUGCUCUUCGCGACCAUGGAGGCCAUUGCCAAGGACCUCGAGGCUCACGGCGUCGACCUCGAGACGGCCAAGCCCGUCAAGUCCAUCCAGCGCUACGUGCGCGAGCUCUUUGGCCUCGCCGUCAGCGCAGGCGGCAACCCCGCAGCCCCUCGCCCGUCCGUCCACCCUGCCGCGCCCGCCGCCGUCCUGUCCUCUGCCACUGUCCAGGCCGCCGUCGUUCCCGCCGUAGCUCCGACUGCCCCGCCAAUCGAAGCAGCACCGACUAGUUCGACGUCGGCGCCCCAUACGCCGCCGCACUUGGUCGAGGUCGGACAAACUGUUGCGACGACGCUCGAGGUCUUGCGUCAACUGGAGCCCGAGGCGCGGGCCACCAUUUUGCAGUCGCUCGCCGCGUCCAUGCCCGAGGUCGCGCCGAACGGCCCGCGAUCGCUCGAGAUGCAACUCGUGUCCGGUCUCAGCGCCGAAGACGUGGCGCAGCUGCUGCAACGGGCGAUGCGGCGCGCGUCCACGUCGACGUUCGAAGCCGUAGUCAGCAACGUCGUCGCCACGUACAACGCGACGGGCCGAGCAGAGUUGCUCGACGAUAUUGUCGAGGGCGCGUUCGGCGCCAUGCCACCGACCGAGUCGACGGCGCCAAAUGCGCGCCACAAGCUGCUCGCACUGCGCGAAAUUUCAGACCGACGGGUGUCGUCGACGCCCUCGACGUCGCGCGGUCUCCGGCGCUUUAGCGACAGCACGCUCCACGAACGCGCGCUGCGAUCGUUGCCCGAGGGCACGGCGAGCGUCGCGUGCCAGACCGACGACGACGGCGCCGCGCUUCCCGCGACGGCAAGUGGCAAUGGGGGUGGUGACGACGACGACGAGCCGGUUCAAGUGCGCAAGGCGCCGCUGACGGUGAUUGCGCUCCUCAAGAAAUCCAAAAACAAGAAGAAGCUCGACAGAAGCGUCGUGCCCAACGCGUUCGCGUCGCUCGUCACGUCGUGGAAGAUCAACUCGGACCAGCUCGCGCAGUACUGCAAGAAGCCGCUCGGCGUCGUCCUCAAACUUAUUUCGGACGUCUACGCCGAGAAGCUCUAUCGCCGGAAGCGCGAGACGAAGCCGCUCAAGGCCAACUCGCUCGCGCGCAUCUGCUACCAGACGCUCCUGCACGCCUACGGCCUCCCGUCGAUCGCCGACAUGCACCUCAUCGCGCUCGGCGUCGCGCUCGACCAGUAUCGUAGCGACUGCCUCCGUGUCGACGCCUUUUGCAAGUUUGUGUACCACGAAGUGCCGGCCGCGGAGCUACGCCACUACCUCAACUGCCUCGAGACGCUGCUCGAGAUGGACGUCGACGACGACGCGCCCAAGAAGGGCCGCGUGUCGCGGCUUCCGGUGCCCGACCGCGCCGACUGGGACAUUCCGCUGGAGCGUGCGAUGGACGCGGCAACGCACUGCCUCGCGUCCAUGCGGCCGGCGGCGAUCGCGGCCUUUCUCGAGAAGCUGCUGCGUGGCAAGAGCCCGCGCGCCGACGUCGGCGACGAAGUCGUGGCCGCCGAUGUGUUUUUGGACCUUGUCGUGGCCGAGUGGCGCGACGAGCAAAGCCGCCGCGAAGCGCACUUGCGCGACGCCUUCCGCGCUGGCGACAACAACGGCGACGGUGUUUUGAGCUUUGCCGAGUUCCAGCGGAUUGUGCUCUCGAUCGACAAGCGCCUCGACGACGCCGAUGUCCUCCUCCUCUUUAGCGAGACCCUCCGGCGCACCGGCAGCGACUCGAUCGACGCCGAGACGUUCCUGAGCGUCGCCAAAGAAAACGGCUUGGACGAAAAAGCGUGGAUGGCCGACGACGACCUCGGCGCGACCGUCAACUCGCUCGCCGACCUCAACAUGGUAGUGCUGUGUCGAAAGAUCUUAUGUUUUCAAUGGCUCUAGGUCUGGCCGUCGCUGCGCCCGUUCUUUGUGGGAACGCUGGAGGCGCUGGCGCGCGACUGCCCGAAGACCCACGCAUUGCGCAGUUGCCAAGGCGCGGGCUGCGGCUGCCUCAAGUGCCUUGUCGAAGGCUACGCCGGCUUCCAAGUGAUGCGCGGCAGUCCCGGCGAGCACACUGUGCAAAUGGUGUGGAAGCGCUUCUGGCACUUGAUGAACCAGUUGUACGAGGCGACUGAGCAGUGCGGCGGCAUCAUUACCCCGUGGCCAGGCGCUCCGCCGAUCCGGUCGCUGCCGGCUCAGCCAUUGGCGCCACGCAGCAACGACGCGCGCCGCGAUGCGCUGCCACUGCUACUCUUGCCGGACGUGGCUCGGAUAUCGGGCAAAACGGACCAAACGACCGAGUAUUUCACGGAAAAAGAGGUGCUAGCGAGCCUCGAAGCCGUGCUUGGACGAGAAUAAAGAUCACGCUAUAUUACAAAAGGACACCCAGACAGAGUUUUUGUACACGAC